AGAAAACGAACUCCUUUCUCUUCGCGAAGCAAAAUCUAGGGUUCGAUUUUUCACUUUCAGCCUCCUUCUUCUUCAGGUAAAAUGCCUCGUCAUGAUGACCGCCAUGAUGAUCGCCAUGCUAGCACACGGCUCUAUGUUGGCCGCUUGUCGUCCCGGACAAGAUCACGGGAACUGGAAGAUGUGUUCAGCAGAUAUGGAAGAGUACGUGAUGUGGAUAUGAAGCGUGAUUUUGCCUUUGUUGAAUUUAAUGAUCCCCGUGAUGCUGAUGACGCAAGAUAUAGCCUGAAUGGUCGGGAUGUUGAUGGGAGCCGUUUAAUUGUGGAAUUUGCCAGGGGGGCACCACGUGGUCCUGGUGGAUCCCGUGAGUAUCUUGGUAGAGGACCGCCUCCUGGUUCAGGACGCUGUUUCAAUUGUGGACUUGAUGGGCACUGGGCUCGAGAUUGCAAAGCUGGGGACUGGAAGAAUAAGUGUUAUCGCUGUGGGGAUAGAGGCCACAUUGAAAGAAAUUGUCAAAACAGCCCGAAGAAAACUUCCUCCAAACGUGGGCGGAGUCACUCACGCUCACCAAGUCCAAGGCGGGACAGAAGUCGAAGCCGUAGUUACAGCAGGGGUCAUAGUUACAGUCGAUCAAGAUCACCUGUGAGGAGAGAAAGGAGUCUAGAGAGAAGAUCAAGAAGUCCUGCAGACAGCCUGAGCCCAAAGCGCCGCAGGGCCUCGCCGCCCCCUUCCAAGGGGAGGAAGCAUGACCAAUCACCUGAUGGUAGAAGAAGCCCACAAGAGCGUCGUAGCGCCUCCCCUCAGGAUCGCCGGUCUGAUUACAGUAGGAGUCCUAGGGGAAAGAGUGGAAGCCCUAUGGGUAAUGCUGAAGAGAAAAGCAAUGGUGAUAAGAUGCACAGGAGCCCUGUGGAAGAAAAUGGCCAUAGCCGCAGCCCAAGCCCUGUGCACAGAGGCAACAGAAGUCCCAUCGAAGAGGAUGAUGACAACCACGGUUCUCCAAGAGGCAGUGAUUCAGCUUAAAUGUGCUUUGAUAUGCCAGUUUAAACCAGCUGGUGUACCUUUCUUGCUUGAAGUGGAACUUUUAUUAUUGAUUAGUUGGUCUUGUCACUUUUAAGAAUUUUCAAUAUCUCUGGAGACUAAAUUAUUGCUGUGAUUUUGUAUCUUGUUUCUCUUGCCACCUUGAACGUAACAGUGUGGCCAUUGUGAGUUGGACAUGGCUAUUAUGGCC
Messenger RNA from Argentina anserina (silverweed cinquefoil), 1225 nucleotides. RefSeq names its product serine/arginine-rich splicing factor RS2Z32-like. The transcript has 7 exons. Lineage: Eukaryota; Viridiplantae; Streptophyta; Magnoliopsida; Rosales; Rosaceae. The record is from RefSeq and is a predicted model, not a curated record. Gene Ontology annotation, molecular function: RNA binding; zinc ion binding. Bases 82 to 1017 code for a protein of 311 amino acids.